GCUGCACUCCGGCAACAAGCCAGUCUCGUCUCGCAACUGCAGAAGGACAUAGAGCGAUUGAAGCGCGAGACUUCCACCAUUGAAUCCGAGUUGAUGACCACUGGAUCCACAAAGACUGCGGAUGAUCUCCAGGAAGAGCUUGAUAGCCUAUCCGCCAACAUGCGGACCAAUGACCGAGACAAACAGACUCUCAUGACAGAUCGCGAGCGCCUGAACAACACUCUUCGCCUCUACGACUCAGAGCUCAGUCGCUUGAAGGUCCGUGAGAGCGAGGUAAAGAGUCAGGUGCGCGAAAAGGCAACGCUCGAGGGCCGUAUCAAGGAGUGGAAAGAAGACAUCUCCAACUUCAGCACUCAGCUCAAGGAAUUGGAUGCCAAGAUAUCCGAUGCGCAAGCACCCAUCGAGCAGCUUGAGCGGGAAUGGCAACAAACGCAACGCGAGCUCAGCACCAAAAUUGCUGAAGCACAGCGAACGUCUCAAGAGAUCAAUAUGUCAGCUGACAAGCUUGACAACAGGACGAAGUCGAUAGACCGGUACGUCUGUUCCAGCAUCUUGACUUCAGCAACUGACUGGCUGUGUGAAGAUAUGUGAAGGAAAGGCGUGGUCGUCGGCUUAAGGAGUGCAACGAACGGGUCGAGCAGCUUGAAGAGCAGAUCAAGGAGCUGGGCAUGGAAUUAGAGAAAGUGCAGAACAACAUCCGACUGAUCGACAAGGAGAUCAGCGAGAGCGCUGCGUCUAUGUCAAAUCUUCGCGAGAACCUUCGCGUUCGCCGUCUUCGC
Fomitopsis serialis is the source of this 779-nucleotide messenger RNA. RefSeq lists its product as uncharacterized. The transcript is spliced from 3 exons. The record is from RefSeq and is a predicted model, not a curated record. The coding region runs from base 94 to 591 and encodes 165 amino acids. NCBI's taxonomy places the organism in Eukaryota, Fungi, Basidiomycota, Agaricomycetes, Polyporales, Fomitopsidaceae.